UUGAAAUACAUUUAGUUUGAACUUACCGGCCAUAAUAUUGUAAGUGGCUAAAUCAUUGUGUAUUAUUGUAGAAAUUAACAAACAUCUGCAUUUAAUGAUAUGCUUGACUGUCAUUAGUUUGUAACCACAGUAUAAGCGAAAAAAGCAUUGUUUUAAUGCUUGAAGUUAUACAGAUUAGAUGGUCUGAAGUAGAAUGCACAGGUUGUUCACUGUGAGCUUUUUAUAGGGGUUAAGAUUGUUCAACGGAUUUGAAAAUACUCAUAAAAAUGUCAGGACAUAUAAUUCGCCAACUUGAAGAACGACAUGUUGCCAUCAAAGUUGAUUUGAUGGUAUGGUCUAACAAGAUGGACCUUCUAGCUCUUUCCAACAGUAAAGGAGAAAUAGCUCUUCACCGAUUGACAUGGCAGAGGGUUUGGCUACUGCCUCCUCCUACACCAGAUAUGGUUGUACGCAAACUGGCUUGGAGACCAGAUGGCCGAGUAAUCGCAGUUGCAUAUGUACCCAAAGUGAUGGUGGUCGGAGAACAAGUGAAAGGAGAAGUAAUGCUGAUUGAUGUUGAGAACAAAGAUGUAUUGCAUUCAAUCACUGUGUCAGAUGAUGUAUCUUGCUUGGUCUGGUUACAAGAGAAGCAGUUUCACAACUACCAUCUUUUGACUGCUUCCACUCACAGUCAGGAUGGGUCAAGUGAUUUCUUGCCAAAACUUCCGUCUUUAUCAAGAACGUUUGGCUCAUUGCCUGAUAACAUAGAAGAGAACCUAGAAGAUGCCAAAAGAAUUAAGGACCAAAUGCAAUUAAAUUUUUUACUGAUCGGAACUUGUGAUGGCAGUUUACAUUUGAGUGUAUUUGGACUUUUCUCUUGUGGUGUGAUGAAUAUAAACAAGUAUAUGACAGAUAAUGAAAAAGAUAAGCAUACCUCAGUAUUGAAUGCAGAAAUGAGUUCUGAUAUGAAAUCAUUGCACUUAUUAGUUGCAGUUGAUAAAAGUAAAUUUUAUGCAGAAACUGUUAAGGAGGAUAGUGUGGUCCCAAAAACAGAUGUUGAUGUUUCAAAUCAAACGGAAAAUUUAGGUGUUGAAACAAAAGUUAAUGAAGAUAAUACUACAUCAAAUGAUUUGAAAGCAGAAGACAGUAAGGGGAAGGAAAAUUCUAACAAAACAUCUGGUGACGAAUGUGAACAGGUUAUUGAAAGGGAAUUUAAAAUAGUUAUACUAGAUACAAGAGUUUUAUCAUCCAGAUCUCGUGAGCUUCAUGCCCUCUCUUUGAAACAUGGACAUAUAAUAUCUCUACUAGAUUACUUAUCCCAAACAAUGCGUUCUAUAAUUGAAGCGUGGGAAAACAUAUAUAUCUUAGAGAUUGAAUCAAAACUUUCAAAACAUGCAGCAUCACUUCCAGAAGGUUCUGUGUCAGCCGAUUUCUUAGAAUUGUUAUUGUUUGGUAUGCCUUCAGAAUCCCUAGAAAACUUUUUAAUGAAAGAUUUAAAUGAUAAAGGCAUUAAAAAGCUUGGCCAUUCCAUUGAACUAAGCCAUUCUAAUAUACAAAAGUUAAUAUUGAAACAUCUUUUAUCUGUUGGACAAAGUCUUGCAUAUCACCUAGCAGAGAUGAAGGGAAUGGCAAAACUGACAGAUCGUUUCAAAGUUUUGGGAUUGGAAGAAGAAACUGUAGCAGAAGCUUUUAGUGCAGCUGGAGCUUUUCUGAUAAAAGCCACUGAAGUCCAACUUGUCAUAGAUGAGAGUAUGAAGAGGUACAAGGCAUUUUUCCGGUGGCUUUAUGCUAUAAUUUUAAGAAUAACAGAUGAUCGAAUUCCAGACCUUACAAUGUCAGAUUUAAACCAACAGGAUUUAGAGUUUAUUGCAGAAUACUUAUACAAAUUGGAUGUUAAAAUUGACCAGGAUGGAGUGACAAAAAGACACUGUUAUUUGGAUCAUUUGGGCCAAUAUUUGGUGAACAGUGAUCUAACCGUCCCUAGCAAUGAAGAGAACGACAACCUAUGGCAACGGCUGCUGCAACAGAAUCCUUGUCUUCAAGAACACUUUUGUGUUAUUAAAAGGUGUAAAAAUACAUCUCUGCUUCAACAACACGACAGGCUAAAAGAGGCCACAACUAAUGUUUUUAAAACUCCAGAAUAUGCAAUAGGAAACAUGUUCCAAUUGAAAGAAAUUGUUGACAUAGGUAAAAUUGCUUGUAAGAGGUUAUCUAUGUGUUUAGUUGAUGACAAUAUGGUUCUUUUAAGUAUCAUUGAAUCAAAUUCACCAGACAGCUUUCAGUUGAUUCAAAUUCCAACAAAUGGAAACAAAUCAGAUGUUAGAAUAAAAACUGUGUUAUUUAAAACGGAAGAUGAAGUUGUAAUGAAGUGUUUGGAUGUUCAGUUUUAUCUUCCUGAAGUCCUAUCAGUCCUUUUAGAAGAGAAAGAUGAAAAUAGAAAUGCUGUCAUUGUUCAGAUGAAGUCCAAGACUAUUUAUGAGAACACAGAAGACAUAAUUAAUGGCAAUUCAUUGACAGGUUCUAUAGUAACACGUCAAAUUCCAGAUUUAGUAGCUUCAAUUUUUGCUGUUAGUGGAACUCGUAAAGUAGCAAUUGUUUUGUCUAAAAGCCGAAGGAAAGUUAGGCUUUUUGAAAUGGAAGCUGAAGAUGAUGAUGAAGAAGAAGAAAUGGUUCUACUAGAACCUCCAGCAAAUUUUGCAGAAGCCCAAAAAGGGUACUACAAACCAAUAACUGAAGAAGUAGUUGUUGAUGAUGAGGAAAACAGCUCCAAUUUAGACGAUUCCUACAAGUUAGUGUUAGAUACCAGCAAAACCUCUUCAGAAUGUAAUAGCAGUGUAAAAUCUUAUCUAGAGGAAAGAGGAGAAAACAACUGACAUUUUUAUUCCUGAGGAGGAUUGACUGUGAUACUGGUUGAUGCUGAGCUGAACUGCUGAUUAUACAUUAAAGGUUUGAAGUGCAAUGAAAAAAAUAUCAGUAAAAUGAAGAACUUAAUAUACUCAAAUCUAAUUCAGUUGAAAGAUUUUUCGUUGCUCAAAUUGCUUAAAGAUGCACCUGUACAAAUAUGGUUCUUUAGUUAUGUCUUCUCUAAUGUUGUGCCACUGCAUCGAACUGCCCAGUGUUUGUAUUAAGUUUACUUCUGUGUUGAACUGGACUCUUUUAUGUAAGUUGGAUAUAUUUUUGUCUAUACAGUUAACAAAUUAUAUAUAUUAUUUCAUGAAUUUUUGUAAUAUUUCAUUUUAAACUCACUAGCACUUCACUAUUUUGCAAAACAGCUGAAUUCAUCAUAAAUUUACAUCAAUGACCGCAUUGGUGAUAUAAAACAAUUUGUUUCAUCACAAUUAAUUAUGAUCUGUUGUCCUGAGUUUUCUUUGUGAAAAAUGAUAUAGUUAUAUUUCAUUGCCAUUAGGUGUUUGUGUGGAUAAAGGCUAUCACUUUCUAUUUUAUAGUACUUGAUAUUUUUAAUUGGUUUGAUAUUCUGUGUAACUUAUUUGUAUGACAAAUAUAGUGACGUAGUUAUCUGUCUUGUCAGUUCGUCUCAUGAGUAGCAUUGUAUCGUUUUGUUAUUGAACAUGUCUUUUGCACCACUUUUGCUUUUCAUGGUAGUAGUUUUUAACAUCUUUUUAAUAAGAAAUUUUUUAAUUUUCAGCUAAAUAAAUCACGUAUACAAUGGGUAAGGGUGUCCCUUUGUUCUCUCAAAACUUCAGUAUUUAAGCUAGAUUAAUACUUAGAAAGUAUCUUUACUAUAUCCUGGAUGUAUGUCAAAUCUAAUAUUCUAUGCUAUUUUAUUACAUGGUCUCAUCAUACUUUUGGUUUGGUUAAAACAUCCAAACUACUUACAGGAUGAAUUUUGUUAUUUUCAAAGCAAUGUUCUAUAAAUUCAUAUGUCUAUAAGGGUUAAUAUUUACUUAGAAAAUAAUGUGUUACCUACAGUGAAGAGUUGAAGAAAUAUGUAGAAACUUGUAUAAACCAAAUAAACAAAGAUUAUUUCA
Homalodisca vitripennis (glassy-winged sharpshooter) is the source of this 3968-nucleotide messenger RNA. Its product is annotated as anaphase-promoting complex subunit 4-like. The coding region runs from base 267 to 2852 and encodes 861 amino acids. The transcript is spliced from 6 exons. Gene Ontology annotation, molecular function: protein binding. The record is from RefSeq and is a predicted model, not a curated record. Gene Ontology annotation, cellular component: anaphase-promoting complex; nuclear periphery. Lineage: Eukaryota; Metazoa; Arthropoda; Insecta; Hemiptera; Cicadellidae. Gene Ontology annotation, biological process: protein K11-linked ubiquitination; positive regulation of mitotic metaphase/anaphase transition; anaphase-promoting complex-dependent catabolic process.